AUGGCGGCGAUGGCUGCGAUGGUGGCGGCGCUGCGGGAGUGGGCGGCGGCAGCGGAGCGGCGAGACGCGGCGUGGCGGGCAGCUGUGGCCGCCUGUGCGCCGCUGUUGGCGUCGCUGGCCGGGCUGGCGGCGCAGAUGCGGGCGGCGCAGCGGUUAGCGUGGGGCGGAACGCCGCUGGACGCCUUCAGCGAGCUGAGGGAGAGGCUGUGGCGGAAACAGCGCGGAGCGGUCGAGGCGCUGCUGGAGGAGCUCAGCGAGCGGCGGGAGGAGCUGCGCGCCGUGAGGGACGCGGUGGGGGCCGGCGCUGCUGCUGUGCUGCGGCUGUACGAGGAGCGGGCGGCGGAGCUGAGCUUAACCGAGGUGCUGCGGCGCGGGCCGCGCUGCCCGUCUUUGGCCGAUGCUCUGGAGGAACUGCAGGAUGUGGAGCGUUACUACCGGCACCUGUACCUGGAGAUCAGACUGUUCCUCCUGCUCGUCAGCUGUGACAGCCUGGCAGACAUGGAAGCCCUCCCACAGGCCUGGGAGAGGAUUUUGGAGCGUUAUGGGGAAGACACUGUGCAAGAUUCUUUUCUUAAGAUCUCUCUCUUUUUGGACAACCAGUGACAGCUGCGCUGCUGGUAAGGCUUCAGAUGGAGAGCAUGCAGGACUGAUGUUGACCAGCUUGUGUGAUCAUGUGGUAUAUCCUGAGAUAACCACUAAGAGGAAGAUUAUUUGAGGCAGUGUUUAGAAGGUGGAUGAGGUGACCUCUGUAGGAAGUGCUUGGAGUGUUCCAUUUUCAAGCUGAGGUGGAUUGUGUUUGAGGAAGAGCUUGAGCUCAACAGGUCAUGACAAUAGAAAGAAAUUGUCUUCAGCUACGGGAGUUGUCUUCCCUUUCCCCCCCCCCCCCACUGAUGUUUUGUAUGCUGAGAAAAAGUUUUGUGACUAACUUGUAAACAAGCGGUGAAAUGCGCUGCAAAUAAAGGUAACGUGAGACACAGCAGCUUGAUGGAAAAGUGUUUUAGAUAACAUCCUCUAAAUAAAAGAUGUCGUAUCAGGAACUAUAA
This is a messenger RNA of Centrocercus urophasianus (Greater sage-grouse), 1043 nucleotides long. It is a transcript of the gene AIRIM, whose product is annotated as chromosome unknown C1orf109 homolog. NCBI's taxonomy places the organism in Eukaryota, Metazoa, Chordata, Aves, Galliformes, Phasianidae. Gene Ontology annotation, cellular component: cytoplasm; nucleus. The record is from RefSeq and is a predicted model, not a curated record. The transcript is spliced from 4 exons. Bases 1 to 603 code for a protein of 200 amino acids.